This is a messenger RNA of Pneumocystis murina B123, 621 nucleotides long. RefSeq names its product 40S ribosomal protein S8-A. Gene Ontology annotation, cellular component: cytosolic small ribosomal subunit; ribosome. The transcript has 2 exons. Lineage: Eukaryota; Fungi; Ascomycota; Pneumocystomycetes; Pneumocystales; Pneumocystaceae. Gene Ontology annotation, molecular function: structural constituent of ribosome. The record is from RefSeq and is a predicted model, not a curated record. Gene Ontology annotation, biological process: maturation of SSU-rRNA from tricistronic rRNA transcript (SSU-rRNA, 5.8S rRNA, LSU-rRNA); translation. Bases 1 to 621 code for a protein of 206 amino acids.
AUGGGUAUUUCUCGUGAUUCUCGUCAUAAACGUUCUGCAACAGGAGCAAAACGUCCUCAUUACCGAAAAAAACGGAAGUUCGAAUUAGGCCGGCAGCCAGCAAAUACACGAAUUGGUCCUAAACGUAUUCAUAUUAUUCGUGUCCGUGGCGGGAAUAAGAAAUUUCGUGCUUUGAGAUUAGAUUCUGGUAAUUUUUCAUGGGGUUCUGAAGCAAUUUCAAGAAAAACUCGAAUUAUUCAAGUAGUUUAUCAUCCAUCUAAUAAUGAACUUGUUCGUACAAAUACACUUACUAAAUCUGCUAUUGUUCAAAUUGAUGCAACUCCUUUUAGACAAUGGUAUGAGUCUCAUUAUGGACAAAGUAUUGGUAAAAGACAAAAAAAAAGUGAUCAAACAAAAGAUCUAGAACCAGUUAAACGUUCUGCACAUGUUUUAGCAAAAAUUAGAAUGCGAGCAAGAUCCGCUAAAAUCGACGUAGCAUUGGAAAAUCAAUUUAAUAAUGGACGACUUUAUGCAUGUGUAAGUUCACGCCCAGGUCAAAGUGGACGAUGCGAUGGUUAUAUUUUGGAAGGUGAGGAAUUGGCAUUUUAUUUAAAACGAAUGUCAGCAAAAAAACAUUCAUAA